UGGUGCGCGGUGCGUUGGUCGUGGUGCGCGUUUCGUGACCGCCGCCGCCGUCGUCGUCACAGUGCGCCAAGUGUGAUAAUAUAUAUUUUUUUUAUCUAUAAUAUUGUUAUUAUGUGACGAGACCGUGUAUUGCGGCUGAGCGCGCGAUGGGUUCGCUGCCGAAUCUGCACGAACUGUGCAAACUGGAACAGCCGGCUGCGUGCAAGCCUAGGCUGUCGCCGAAUCCGGAACGCGGCGACCGCGCCGCGGCCAACAACAUCAACAACCGGGCACAUCACAGGCGGUUACUGCAGACCAACAGUUUGUGCACGGCCAACUUCUUCGGCAUCGUCUCGCCCGACAAACAGCCCGACAUGCAGAUAAACGAGAAACCGUUUUCGCCGACUUCACUGCGGUCAACGAUUUCGACUACUCACCGUCAGAUAUCAAUUACGAACACGACCUCGGUCAAGAGGCGCGACUCGUUGUCUAGCUCGGCGGGAGCCUCGUCGGUGCGUCGCCUCAUCGAAGUCGUCCGCACUACUCCGUCCAACAUGGGGCCGGUCUAUAGUCGUCGGCUGCUGUGCCGCAACUACGUGACACUGUGUCUGGGCCACGGUGCCGCCGCCGCCGCGUUGGUUCCAUUCCUGGCGUUACAGGGUUCGAUAUCCGCCUGGUGGUGGCCCGAUCAGCUGAAACAGAACGGCGGACUCGCCACUGUGACGACGGACAUCGGUUCCGUGCUGUUGUCCGCCAUGUUCGGUGUGGCCGCCUUGAGCGCGCUGCUAGGCCCCACGGCCGUCCAACGGUUGGGCACCAGGACCUGCCUGGUGGCCGGAUAUCUGGUAGCCGUGGCGUUCGUGGGCGUGCACCUGUACCCCAAAGUGACCGUGCUGUGGCCCGGUUACUUGCUGAUGGGCGCCUGGCUGGGCUGCUGGACCGCGUCGCGCACGGCGGUGCUGAUGACUUUGUCGUCGAAAAUGGCCUACGUGCUGUCCGACCGGGAGGAAUGCGAGCUGGAGGGCAACGGUCGGCGGGAGGCGGUGGCCAGAAACUUGGCCCGAGGACUUCAGAUGGCCCACGACAUCGGCUUGAUCGCAGGAAACGCUUUUGUAGCGUACAUGAUAAAAGGCACAAGAGCCGAUGCCGCCCUUGGAUCCAUGUUCGCUAACGACAACGAAGGAGCCGACAGGACCUGCGGUAGCGUGGCUUGUCCUCUGGUCAACACAGCGAAAAUCGUUCUAAGGCCGACCAAUUCCACCAACCUGACCGACCCGGUGGACGUCCGAAACUAUAUGAUCCUACCGUGUAAGACCACACAGCUGUUGGCCAGCGUGUUUGCCGGAUGCUGUUUUGUCGGAGUGGCUGUCACGGUGACGUUCAUGACUCGCAUCCGACUGUUUGUGUAUGCAUCAGCCACCGAAAAACGCAAAUCCAAUGGAGCCCGUUCGUUCGGUGCAGUUCGCGAUGCGUUUCGCAACACUAAAUUGCAACUUAUCGCUCCACUGUCAGUGUUCAUCGGCCUCGAACAAGGAUUCAUAUACUCGGAUUUUUCUAAGUUCUACGUGGUGUGUUCGGCUGGCGUAUCUAAUAUACCUACCGUGAUACUGAGCUUGGGGCUGUUACAGUUGAUAGCCGGAUUUACAGUGAGCUUGAUAUUGCAACACAUACGUCGAUACCAUAUUAUAGUAAUUGGAUUUGCGUUUCACUCGUGUUUACUGAUGGUGCUCAUGAAAUGGAAACCGUCUGGCGACGAUGCCGCACUUCUCUAUGUCAUAGCCGCCGCAUGGGGCGUUUGCAAUGCCAUUUGGAACACGCUUUGUUUUAAUUUUGUGAUAUCUCUGUACCCGGAAUGCUGGCACGGUCCAAUGGCUCACGGAUACUUCUUCCGGUACUUAGGCAUGUCCAUAGCUUUCGGCAGCCACAGUGUUGUGUGCAACACGACCAAGCUGUAUUGUUUGUCGGCCGCACUGGUGCUAGCCGUGGUGCUAUACGGUUGGUUGGAAUUGAGACUUCAACAGACGGGCAAACGACGCAGGGCAGCGAGGUUAUGACGGUCGGCCGGCGCAACCGGCAAGUAGCUGCCGGCCGCCAUACUAACCUCAGAUUACCAACAGGUCGCCAAAAAAAAAAGAAGCCAAUUAGCCAAACAACGUGUUGCCCAUCCUACCCUUGAAAUGUUUAUAUUAUCUGUUGUAUUUUUAAAACGCAUUUUUGGAAUCUUUAGGCACGAGACUAGUGUUGUUUACUAAACUAAAUACAUGAUAAACACGAGAAUUAUUGAUUUCUUACUACUAUAUCGUAUCGAAAUUCGGAUACGACUACCUUUAUGUUUAAUGUUAAAAAAAACAUUAAUCUAACAUGUAAGUAUUAACACAGAUUAAAUGCAAACAGAUAAUGCACUCUAAAAAAAGUCGAAAAAUGUGAACAAACUUUAAAAACCACAGGUCAUUGUGACAAACAAGUUAAAAAAAAUUAUCCUUGUGUGUGGUCAAUGAUAUUUUAUCAAACAUCUGUAAUGUUAUCACUAUCAACUACAUGUUAUCAGUUUAAGUUAUUAUUGUAAAUAUUGCAUACAAUAUUUAUGACACUGUAUUUUGGUCCUACUGCAUUAAGUUUUAUUAACCAACUAACGUUAUUUGGAAAUCUAUUGUUUUACUAUAAAGUGCGCACUCUAUGAUUUUAUUAAAUCUGUGUUAUUAAUAUAUAAAUAUUGUUAAGUAUUGUUAAAAUUUAGUUUGCAGUAGCUCAUAAUAGACAACUUCACCUAACGUUUCAAACACUAGACAUUGUAAAAACAAGAUGCGUUUGAAACUGUAACCUCUUAGCCCUAUUUCACUGUUAUCGGCAUAAUAGGUGUAUUUCUUUAUGGCUAAUGUAAUAAUCAUCAAUUAGUUAUUAUCAACUCAUGUAAAAGUGUUUCUGAAUAGCAGGCUGUAUGUACCUGUGAGUAAGUUGAUAAAUUAGUAUAUAAAGACUUCAAGAUUUUAUUAUUAUUUCCAAAAACUCGAGCAAUCGACAAUUUUUUAGCCCCUAUCCUUCAAAGUAAAUAUUCUGACUAUGACAUAGGUAAUAAUGCUAGUUCAUAAGAUAUAAUACGUUUGAAACAUGUUUAACGCCUCUGUAAUACUCUGUAUUCAAAACUUACUGCCGUUACUUAUUAUAGAACAUCAGUUAUUUAUAAUAAUUAAAAUGACUGUAAAAAAAAAAAAAAAAGGAAUAAAUAAGUUCAUAAAUCGAUUAAACUCUUUAAAAUCGAUAUAAUUAAAUUACACAACAGUUUGAAGAGAACGUUAUAUUGCUGCUGGUGCCUAAAGAUUUCAAAAAAAAAAAAAUAUUUUAAUUAACGUUAAGUAUAAUUAAGUAUAUUUAAAGAAAAGCUAGUGUAUUUUGUUUUAAUGUGAAAUCCACUAAUAGUUGUAUUUUUUAAAUACGUGCCAACACAUGAUCUCACCGAAAUGCGUUCGGGCUAAUAGCUAACUCCAUAUAAAAAAAAAUAUUAUCAUAGUCUAAUAGCUCAUUCGUCGUUAUAACAGUACUGUUAAUUAUUAGAUUAUUUGAUUAAUUAUUAUUAUUACUGUAAAAGUACCCACCCAUCGCAUUAUGUCCACGACAAACCAUUUAUAUUGAACGGGACCAUAUUACCAAUAUUCUAUUACCAUGGAUAUUUAUAAAAUUGUAUUGUGCAUUGUACAUUGGUUUUAAAACAUAUUUAUUAUAGUUUAAAUGGCAAGCCGAAUGUUCAAUAACCAGUAAUUCCUGAAAAUUACAUAUUUUGGGUAUUAAAUUACAUUGAUUCGAGUUUAAAAUUUGCUAAACAAAAUAAUUUUAUUUUCCUAAAAGUUGGAUGUUUUUAGAAAUUAUUUUUUUUCCUUUUUUUUUUUUGAGACAAAAGAAAAGAUCUGUUUUUUUUGGGUAGGAAAUUGUCUGCAUUUUAAUUUAUAAAUCUGUAAUCUAGAUUGAAUAUUGCAACGUAUGAUCGUUACAAUAUUAAGAUGUCAUUUCUCGCCUUAAAUGGGAUCGACCACACUAAAAUCUCUCUCUCUCUUUCUCUCUGUAUACUUUUCUUAUCUAUUUCACAUACCACAUACUUUAGAUAUUACCUUGAACCGCUCCUUCUCUUAAUACAACUGUAUUUUUCUAGUUCUUUUUUUCUUUAUGACUUAAUGUGUGUUCUUCAUAUCCAAAUCUAUUUCAUUCUAACUAAUUUAAGUUAGUCAAUCUGAUUCUUCUCGAUUUGUCACCAUCUCUCUGUACAGUCAACUAUGGAUUUGCUCAUAAUAACCUAUACCCGUUUGUUCUUAAGUCAGGCUUUACCUCUUCUUUGAUCUCUCUUGUUCGUUUUUUUUUUUUACUAACUUUUACCACACUCAGACCAUCUGACCUAACUCCUAAACUACUUAUCUAUCAAACCAAUCAACGCAUGACUUUUUCUCUAAUGGUCACUGUGUUUACCACGUUACCGACAUUAGGUUUUUGUUAUAAAUAAAACAUAUAUUUUUUGAUUGUAUAUAAACAGCAAAUGGUACUCAGGUCGUGUUCCGUUAAAUAACUGCACUUCUGACCACUUUAGGUUGAAAGAAAGCAUUGAAACAUUCUAUGGAUAUUUAUUACUUGGAAAAUGUUAUCACGGCGAAUUUGGCUAUUAGGUAUAUUUGUUUGUUUUUUUUCCAGAGUAGCUACACUAAUUGUUUAUAAAAAUGAGUAUCACUGUUAAUUUUAUAAUAUAAUAUAUUUUAUACUAUAAAAUCAACGGUAACACACUCUGUACAAUUCCUGGUCAAUUUGGCGAGACACUUUGUUAAUUAUUACUAUUAUUAUUAUAAUGUUAAUAAACCGCUUUCGAGUUGCUCUGUACCCUGUGUACAGGCACACUUAA
Molecule: messenger RNA, 4858 nt
Organism: Adelges cooleyi (spruce gall adelgid)
Lineage: Eukaryota; Metazoa; Arthropoda; Insecta; Hemiptera; Adelgidae
Product: protein unc-93 homolog A
Exons: 8
Coding region: 147-2033 (628 amino acids)
Biological process (GO): regulation of muscle contraction; regulation of potassium ion transport
Cellular component (GO): striated muscle dense body; plasma membrane
Molecular function (GO): potassium channel regulator activity
Source: RefSeq, a predicted model, not a curated record